Cynoglossus semilaevis (tongue sole) is the source of this 2230-nucleotide messenger RNA. Its product is annotated as palmitoyltransferase ZDHHC3-like. The transcript has 7 exons. The record is from RefSeq and is a predicted model, not a curated record. Gene Ontology annotation, molecular function: palmitoyltransferase activity. The coding region runs from base 318 to 1253 and encodes 311 amino acids. NCBI's taxonomy places the organism in Eukaryota, Metazoa, Chordata, Actinopteri, Pleuronectiformes, Cynoglossidae.
GCGUGGACUUAUCCCUUUUCCUCUAUGUCAUGGCAUGACGUUGAGGGGCGGGACAGGACAUCGAGAGGCUAGGAAACAGCUGCACCAAAAGCGGGCAGGGGAUGCUCAUCUGUCGGUGGGGUUCUGCAUGAAAGUGUAAAUAUUCCGAAUAGAAAAGAACCACACGGUUGCAGGAAUCUACAGCCCCGUGGAGGAACAGCGACAGAAGUAAGAAGACAACAUGCGGUGACUGAGGACUGAGGCAAAGUGUGUCCAGUGGUGGCAGCAGCAACAGCAGGAGGUGGAGGAGGAGGAGAAGGUCCUAGUUUUAAGGAAGGAUGAAGAGCCCAGUACACAGAUGCAGGGAUGUGGAGCACGGGCGUGGGCAGGUGGGAAAUGGGGCAGGACUCAGCUGCCUGCAGUCGGAGCAGCACAUCCCCAUCCCCAAAGAUGUCAUCACUUCCUACUCUGCCUCAGCCAUGUGGUUCAUCCGGGACGCCUGCGGCAUCGUGUGUGCCAUCAUAACCUGGCUGCUGGUUUUUUAUGCUGAGUUUGUGGUGCUGUUUGUGCUGCUGGUGCCCUCCAAGAGUCUCACCUACAGCAUUGUGAAUGGGACCCUGUUCAACUCGCUGGCCUUCCUGGCCCUCGCUUCACACCUCAGGGCCAUGUGCACUGACCCUGGGGCAGUGCCAAAAGGAAACGCUACCAAGGAGUACAUAGAAAGCCUGCAGCUCAAACCUGGGCAGGUGGUCUACAAAUGUCCCAAGUGCAGCAGCAUCAAGCCUGACCGAGCACACCACUGCAGUGUUUGCAAACGCUGCAUUAGAAAGAUGGACCACCACUGCCCCUGGGUCAAUAACUGUGUUGGGGAGAACAACCAAAAGUAUUUUGUGCUUUUCACAAUGUAUAUUGCACUCGUUUCUCUCCAUGCUCUGGUCAUGGUGGUCUUCCAUUUCCUUAAUUGCUUUGAAGAGGAUUGGACAUUGUGCAGCUCCUUCUCUCCCCCAGUAACUGUCAUCCUCCUCAUACUCCUGUGCUUUGAGGGUCUCCUCUUCCUCAUCUUCACCUCCGUGAUGUUUGGCACCCAAGUCCACUCCAUUUGUACCGACGAAACAGGAAUAGAGCAGUUGAAAAAGGAAGAGAGAAGAUGGGCUAAAAAAACUAAAUGGAUGAACAUGAGGGCGGUGUUUGGACACCCGUUCUCCUUGUUGUGGUUUAGUCCCUUCUCCACCCCUGACCAUGGCAAGGCUGAGACAUAUCAGUAUGUGGUAUGAGAGCUCAGCGCAGGGAAGGAAGCAUUUGGGUCAGAACCACUGAACGGACCCGUGACCCAUUUCUUUGGGAGACUUGAUUUUACUUAACCCCAACCCCGACUCCUGCGCCCACUGUAGCAUUCCACUUUUUGUGUUGCCAAAUUGUGCCAUGUUCAUUUUUGUGUUGCACGGUUUAGAAGCAAAGAAGAACUUGAGUUUUUUGUCUUCUGUUUUGCCAACACUGUGAUGAAUAUGGGUUUUCUGUACUACAUUAUUCCUGUUAUAGCAGAAGCAUCUCUGUUUAUGCCGUGUUCCUAACUCCAGGGAUUGUUUGAUGGACUGAAUUACAGAACAUCACAUUUUAUCCCAGUGGUUACAUUUCAUCUGCCACUUUAGUAAAAUAGAGAUCACUCUUUAGUGCUGCAUCCAGUGAACAAACAGCCUCACAGUCAGUCUAAGGUAUUAUUUUUUACCUGCUCCAGACAUCCCAGUAGUCUUCCACUGAAAGAGAAGAAAACGCAGCAUUACUUUGUCAAAGCAAAACGUUCUAAAAUGUAUAAAAUGUAAUCUAAAUAUGUAUUUAGAUGCGGCACAAAGUGGCUUUUUGUAAUUUAAGGUGAACUGACCUUUAAAUGUGAAAUACCACCUUAAAAGUCUUUUCCUCGAAGAAUCAUCAACAAAGCAUUUCACGCCUCACAUAUGCAGAAUGUGCAGGCAGACACAGAAAAGUGUGUGACCCCGGUGUUUACCAUGUAAAGACUUUCUUCUUCUUCUUCUUCUGUGAACGUCUCUGUGCUCUAUUUCUCCUUAAAAUCUGAGUGCACGGUGCAGAUGAAGGCUGGUUGACAAAUGUAUGUAUGAAUGGACCAGUUGCAGAUGCUGGGAUCUUUCCUUUUCCCUUUUUAUGCAGACAUUUUAUUUAUUUAUUUUUCUUAAAUAUUAUAUGAAGAUGUUUUCAGCUCAUGCACAGAGAAUAAAUACUUCUCCGUUGCUCUUCA